AUGGAACACGCAAAGAAAAAAUGGGGUGAAAAUUGGAGUUCAGAAGAAAAGAAUAUACUGCGUCAACUUAUUGCCGAGUCGGCUAAAAUACUUGAAGAUAAGUCGACGAAAACAAACAUAAAUAUGUUAAAAACACGAGAAUGGAAAAAUGUAGCAAAUAAACUAAAUGAAAUCGCCGGAAAAAAUCGUUCUGUAGAAGAGAUAAAGUUGGCUUGGAAGAGAAUGAAGUUGGCAGCCAAGGCAAACUUGUCUCUUCACAGGAAAUAUCAAAAUUAA
Arctia plantaginis is the source of this 276-nucleotide messenger RNA. Lineage: Eukaryota; Metazoa; Arthropoda; Insecta; Lepidoptera; Erebidae. The record is from the annotation of a GenBank genome assembly.